Messenger RNA from Eremothecium sinecaudum, 2418 nucleotides. RefSeq names its product Golgi transport complex subunit COG6 (gene COG6). Gene Ontology annotation, cellular component: COG complex. The coding region runs from base 1 to 2418 and encodes 805 amino acids. Gene Ontology annotation, biological process: intra-Golgi vesicle-mediated transport. Lineage: Eukaryota; Fungi; Ascomycota; Saccharomycetes; Saccharomycetales; Saccharomycetaceae. The transcript has a single exon. The record is from RefSeq and is a predicted model, not a curated record.
AUGGAUUUUUUAGAGUAUCAGACUUUUAACGUUGGCAUUCCCGUAGAGGACGAGAUAAAUGUACUCCCAGAGCCAGCUUCUAGUUUACCACUCAUACCAUCGACACCAACUUUGAGUUCUGGUGGUAACUUCUCCUCAAACGAAGUCUUCAAUCUACCAGAUUUAGAAAAUGCUAAAUUUGCUAAUGAUGCAGUUUCACUUAAUGACAGAAUGCAGAAAUAUGCAGCCAGGUCGAUCGAAUUACUGCCCCGGAAUGCGGCUCCGCUCCCAACUACGACAGAAAACGGACUAGAAACUCAGCAGACGGAUUUUAAUCAAUUGCUGAAAACUCCUCAAGUUACUAAUUCUGUUUUGACAAAGAGGUUAUCACGAGUUUUAAGUGAUGUCAAUCAUCCCAACUACCAGUUGGAUCUGAGAUUAAGGAAAGCGCUUUCAAUAUUACAGGAAAAUCAGCAUGUAUGGGGCAUUGAUUCAGAAAACUUGAUAAAAAGUGAAUUUAUUGGCUCUUUGGCAAGAAAGUCAUUCAAGUCCGAUAUUGAACGUCAGUUACUUGACGACCAUUUAACUGUGUUGGAGCAUUUUCAACCGAUAGCGAGAAGAAUUAAGAGGUACGCAAACCCAGUCAAAAAUAUCCUAGAUUUAGGCAAUAAGGUUGUUGCAAUACAGAAAUCAAAUGAAGACUCCUUAACUUCAGACCCACAGGUGGAUAGUUUGAGAAAGCAGUUGGAAAAUCUUAAACUGAAGAGAAAAAUACUCAUCGGAAUACGUGAUAAUAUGACAUUAAAUCAGGUUGAAGAUGAACAACUUUCAUCUGGAGUCAUUGAUGAUCAAUAUUUCAAACUUAUUAAUAAACUAAUGGCCAUCAAAGAGCGUGCAACUUAUUUAAUCAGCUUGAGCAAUCCGAUGGCAGGAAAAGCGCUGUUAGAAAAGGUUAACAACUAUCUCCAAUACGCUAAUAAACGCAUAUAUAACUACCUCAUGGAUUUCCUUUACGAAUAUGAAUCUAUGUCAAAGACAUUUGGAGAGCGCAACCUUGAAUCUAAGGAUUCAACACUAGGAGUAUUCCAGGACUGUCUCAUAUAUUUAUCAAACGACCUCAAGUAUUUUAACGAUUUCUUGGCCGCCGUUGUAAGUCUAAGAUCAAAAAAGUUAUUUGAGGAAUUCCUGUCCCAAUUUGAUAUCGAGAAUAAAAAAUCAAAGCCAAUUAUCUUAUCUGCACAUGAUCCAGCCAGAUACUUAGGUGAUGUUUUAGCAUAUGUACAUUCGGUAAUUGCUAAUGAAGCGGACUUCCUGAAGUCUUUGUUUACUCUUCAGCAUAAAGAACUUCAAGACAAACCAAAGUCUAUAUUACAGGAAAAUGGUCAAUUCUUUGAAAACCUGGAUACAAAAGUGUUAAAUGAUAUCAUAAAUUCAUUAUCAAAUCCCACUCGAAUUCGAUUGGAGCAAACUGUGAGGUUUGAGGAAGACGCCCUGAUAAAUUUUGAUAUGAUGCAGUUGCUGGAGUUGUAUCAAAUGAUGUUUAUGAAGCAUGGCCUCGAUAAUGAAGGAAAAUUGGUCAAAGUACUAAAAGAUCUAGCUGCUCUUGCAAAAAGUAGGAUAGUUUCAUUUUACAGCGAUUUUCUUGAUGGUGCCGCCAAGGAAGCGCAACCUACUACCGAAUUACUACCCCCAAGUUGGAUCGUUGAUUACAUAUCCUACCUAUGUGAUUUGUUUGAUCGUAUAGAGCACACCACUGCCCAGGCUGAUAUUUUAAAUGAGGAAUUCUUUGACAAAUUAGUGCUGCAGCCUUGCAAAACAACCUUUUUCAGACAAGCUGAAUCUUGGUUUCCACUUGCAAAGAAAAAUCUCAUAGCAAAGUUUAACCUUACCAUUUUAAAAGCUAAUACUUUUGACAUGAUAGUCUCACGAUUGGUUCCUUAUCAUAACACCAUAUUUUCUGAAGCAUAUGCCCAUGACACAUACGACAGCUUAAAUAAUAUGCUGGAAACUUUAGUGACUCAAUUAAAUGAGGUACAGACAAGAUUGUUAUUUGAAUCAACAGGAAUGAUAUUAUAUUAUAAUCUGUUCAACAUGAUUUUCCCUGUUUCUUCAGUGCAGGACCAGUUAGACUAUGACAUGUACACUUCAGUCAUCGAAAAUCCCAUUAUGAACUUGGAUACAAUUGAGAAAGCUGUUCAAUAUAAACUGAAAGAGUACCUUCCUCAAGCAUUAAUGGAUGUACAGGAAAUCUAUCUUUUCAAUUUAACUUCUCCUAAGAUUGCAAAUUCCGUUGCAUCAACUGCAUUCACGACGUUUGCGAAAUUCUACUCAGUGUUCCGUAACGUACUCUUCUUACUCUUCCCAAACGACGAGGAUAGAAUAAAAUCUAUACUAUCCUAUUCAGAGGAUGAUGUUAAUAUGCUUUUGGGUAUCAACUAG